AUGGCUGCGGCUGGCUGCACGGCUGCCCCUCUGGCAGCGGAGCAGCCGCGGCACGCGGCGGCGGAGCUGCCCGUCGGCGCGGCGGCCCGCGCUGCCGGCGCCGGGCGGCUCCAGGCGGCCCUCACCCGAGUGGCCGACCUCGAGGCCCAGUGCGCGCGCCUCCAGGCGGACCUGGACCCCGCGCUGGUCGCCAGCCAGGCCAUGGUCGCGGCGGCCGCGCAUGCUGUUGCCCAGGGGGCCGACGGCGUCGUGGCCUCCCCCGAGGGCUCUGGCGUCAUGGACGGCAAGCGGGACCCGCUGCUGCGCGCGGACGUCCCCGAGGUCGUCGCGAGGCUGGCGCUGGUCGCGCCCGUCAUGGCGGCGGACCUCUUCAACGAGCUUGCGGCCACCCUGGACGUCGGGCGUCGGAAUGUGGUCUGCCAUCACCCGGCGGUCUCGGCGGCGGAGGAGGUCGCGGUCCUGGUGUUCUGCAUCGUGUUGCUCUUGCUGUCCUACGCCCUGCUGGUGCUGGCGGCCCCGAGCGACUGGGCCAUCGUUCAGGCCCGCCGCGGACGCAGUGCGCCGCCAGGCGCCGUCUUCGCGUUGGCCGAGCGUGCGAGACGGGCCACCGCGCCGAAGCUCUCGUCCCUGGCAUCGGGAGCGCGUUGGUGGAAGUGGAGCGCCGAGGCGCGCAGCGAGGCUGGCGACGCCUCGUCUGACGCUCCCCUCGGCGCCCAGGUGGGCGAGGAAGGCGGCGCCGCUGCCUCCGCCGACGCCCGCCCUCCCGACCCUGCCCCCGUGGUCCUUCUGGGUGUGCAGGUCGGGAGCCUGCCGCAGGAGCUGGAGUGCACGGUCAACCCGUCUUCCAGCCCGCCUGCGAGUGAGCUGAUGCACGAGGUGGCGCCCGACGCCCAGCCCAACGGCCAGUCGUCGCGCGAGCCCAGUGGUGGCGUGCUUCCUGAUGCUGAUCGCCCUCUGGCGGCGGCCGAG
Molecule: messenger RNA, 969 nt
Organism: Prorocentrum cordatum
Lineage: Eukaryota; Dinophyceae; Prorocentrales; Prorocentraceae
Source: the annotation of a GenBank genome assembly